AAGGGAGGAGACGACAUCGCUGGUAUAACGUAUUGACUCUUUUAGGUGUUGGGGUAUGGGAGGCGCCCGUGUGCCUUGCGCUUUGGAAUACAAAUAGAAGAACGCAAUCUGACUUCCCUCCAGCCCACAACAGUUUGGAUUCAGCACGGAGAGCUGCACAGGAUCAAUUACUAAUUGACGUUGACGAAUAUUGUUUGUAAAAUUAAAGGCGUGCAACUAGCCUUCUUGUAUCUGGAUUCUGGUCGACUUGUAGAGAAGGUGUUCCUCUCGCUGUCUCACAUUGUUUAAUCAACGAGGUAACUCUAGUGAGGGCAUUCUUUUUCUAUCCGUUUUUUUUUUAAAUAUGACAAGGACGGUUGGCUUAAUUUUUUUAAAUCAAUAAUGUGUCCGUAAGUCAUAUGGGGGUUAUCUCGGAUCAGUAGAAGCUCGAUGUAGCCUUUUGUCACCAAAACUUGAAAAAGGGGUGCGCAUUCCCGUUCCCCACCGAAAUCAAGCUUAUGGUUACGCGCAAGCUGUUUUGAGUGGACUGUAGCCGAAUAUGUUUCUCAGUUGCUUUUGUAUGGAGACUUUCUUUUAGACGUUAUUUUUUAAGGAAUUGUGUAAGGUAUUUGAGGAUAAAAUAUUUGUAGGUCCACUUUCACAGUUUCUUGUCCUUCAAGGCGUGCAAAUGCUGGAAUGGCUCGUGGCUCUUUGCAUCGUGGUCCUGGUUGCCACUAUUUGGCCAGGCUUGAAAUACUUUGGUACCGAGAGCCAACCUGAUGCACUACUCCAAGGGCUCGGAAUUUCACGGCGGCAAACAAAGGACAAGGUGUCGGAGAGACUUGUCUCCGAUCGUGUGAACGACGGUGCCCAAUGUGUCACUGCCGGGGCAGGUGAGAAAGUCCCCACAGUCGCGCUCAUUUGCAAGCCCUCUGCGCUCGCCAACUAUCUCCUCAAACAUUGCAGGACUUUCAGCAAUUUCACGCCAUGCACAGGAUGGACUUGGCAAGCAAAUGCAUUUCUCCAGAGCAUUUAUGGCGCGUGCUGGCCGUAUGCAAGCCCAGUCCACUUCGUGCGGGACCAUUUGCAGCUCAGCGACGAUGGACUCGUCGCGUUGGACUGGGCAGUGUCCGUGGCCGGUGCCUCGUACCACAAACGAAGGAGAACCUCCACCAAUUCCACGAGUCCUAUUCUGCUCAUCAUCCCCAAUUCAUUUGGAAAAAUCACUCUAAAUGUUUUAAAGUUGUGUGAGGCAGCUCUUUCCCAUGGUUACCUCCCUGUAGUCUUCAACCGCCGAAGCCACAACAGCACUCCGCUCACCACCCUCAAGCUGCAGCAAUUUGGUGACCCCGCUGACCUCCGUGAGGCGGUGCGUUACAUCCGCCACCGCCAGCCAGCCGGGCGUCUGUAUGCUGUGAGCGAGAGCACUGGGUCUGGCCUGCUGCUGUCCUAUUUGGGAGAGUGUGGUUCAUCGAGCUACGUGACGGCUGCUGCCUGCCUCUCUCCUGUGUUCCGGUGCCAGGCCUGGUUUGAGAACGGGCCGUGGUGGCCACUGCAGUGGGUGGUCGUGCUGUACCAGAAGAUGUGUCUCAGCAGGUACCGGACAAUACUGGGCGAGACCAUACACACAGAUACACUAUUCUCCAGCUGUUCUCUACGUGUUCUUGAAGAGGUUCUCUUCUGCCAGUCUAGUCCUAAAGUUGCACCAGCAUCUGCAGUAUCAUCCUCCAUACCUACAGGUGGCAGCACCAGUAACACUAACACAGUCUGGGAGGUAUACUGGGAGCACAACGAACCUUUAAGGGAUGUAGACGAAGUAGCCAUCCCAGUUCUGAGUAUCUGUGCCCAGGAUGAUCCCAUCAGGGGAGACCCUCAGUCCACUUUACCCGUGGAACUUUUCGAGAGCAACCCUCACUUCUUCCUGCUCCUGACUGGCCAAGGGGGCCACUGCGGCUUCUCCACCCAGCAAGCAAGUGGAGCCUGUGGGCCGUGUGGUGGGAUUUGGACCCCUGGGACCAGCUGGAGCCACCGGGCUCUCCUAGAGUUUUUCCGAGCGACCACAGACUUCUUCGCAGCAGAGGAGCGGGCCAAACAGCAAGCGGCAAGGAGGAGGGGCCUGGGGGGCGUGGGAGCUGGGAGGGCCUUCCGUCAUCGCAGCGUCAGCACCUGUAAACGACUACCUGCCUGCUCACAUAACAUCCAUGCCAUCUAUAACUGGCAGAGGUCCUACACACGGUGAGCACCGCUUGGGGGUGACAACUGGACGACAAACUGAUAAUAACAAACAAUAAAAGAACAAGAAUGUUGUGAUUAUAGACUUUGUACGUGUAGUGCUUUUAAAGUGAUUUGUAUUGUGAAGGGAUACUCAAUUCGAAAGUGUAACUAUUCACCAAGGCAGUGGCUAGGCUAUUUUUGAUGGGUAAUGGCUACAGUACAGACAUGGGUGAAAAGGACACCUGGCAGCAGCCAGGGUGAUGAAAGGGACUUUGUGUAAACCUGUCUCCUAGAAUACCUAGCUCUUCAAUGGUAUAGCCAUGUUUCUGGAUACCUUGGCAGUAGACGCAAGUGAUGCUCAGUGAUCCAGAACAUUCUACUGCACUGUCUUUUAUUGUAGAAAGCAUGCUCAGAGACUGAGACCAACACAAAGCCUUCACUUCCUACAAACCAGUCACUUUCAUCUACAAUACACAUGACCAAAUGCUGAGCAGAACUGAAUUUCUGGAACAUAAAGUAUAGGAGCUGGAAUCUGGAUUCUUAUUUGAGAAGCAUGUUUAAUUUGAAUCUUAAUAUCCCAAUUCCCUAACAUCAAGCCUAUAUGGUUGAAAACCUUGAAUAAUUCAAAACAUCAAGUCUCGUUGAAAAGUAAAUGUAGUGUUCCAGUGGUACAGUGUUAAUACUUAAUGAACAUCCCUAAUGAGAAAUUCAGCAUGUCUACAAUGUGAUGUUGGAAUAUUGUACCACGAGUGUGCAAUCAUCAUCAUCAUGAGACAAUGUGUGUAAAAAUGUACAAUGUCCCACUAAACUGGCUUCAACUUUCCCAAUCUUGUAAUUGAAACUGUAGCAGGGAUUGGGAAAAGGGUGUUUCACUAGGCAGAAUUUUGAAAAGGUUAUUUUAUAGUAUUUUCUUGACAUACGUAUGCUCCUUAAAUGUGUUAAUGUAUGUAUUUGGUUAAUGUAGCAAUGAAUUAAAAAGGAUACAUCAUUA
Osmerus eperlanus (European smelt) is the source of this 3184-nucleotide messenger RNA. It is a transcript of the gene abhd15a, whose product is annotated as abhydrolase domain containing 15a. The record is from RefSeq and is a predicted model, not a curated record. Lineage: Eukaryota; Metazoa; Chordata; Actinopteri; Osmeriformes; Osmeridae. Bases 668 to 2218 code for a protein of 516 amino acids. Gene Ontology annotation, molecular function: short-chain carboxylesterase activity; monoacylglycerol lipase activity. The transcript has 3 exons.